Messenger RNA from Penicillium riverlandense, 1137 nucleotides. Its product is annotated as pseudouridine synthase PUS4. NCBI's taxonomy places the organism in Eukaryota, Fungi, Ascomycota, Eurotiomycetes, Eurotiales, Aspergillaceae. Gene Ontology annotation, cellular component: mitochondrion. Bases 1 to 1137 code for a protein of 378 amino acids. Gene Ontology annotation, molecular function: RNA binding; pseudouridine synthase activity. Gene Ontology annotation, biological process: mRNA pseudouridine synthesis; tRNA modification. The transcript is spliced from 2 exons. The record is from RefSeq and is a predicted model, not a curated record.
AUGUCUGGCGAAAAGAUCUUCGAGGGCAUCUUUGCCACCCACAAGCCGCAAGGCGUCACCUCCGCCGACGUCGUCCGCAAGGUACAGCAGCACUUCCAGCCCUCGAAGACUUUCAAGCCAUGGCUCGACUCCGAGAAGGCCCGACGAGACCGCGAGUCCAAUUUCCAGCAAAAACGGCGCCGCAACAAACGCCUGGAAAUCAAGGUCGGGCAUGGCGGCACACUCGACCCGCUCGCGACAGGUGUGCUCGUCAUUGGCGUGGGCAAGGGGACCAAGUCCUUGGGUGAUUUCCUCGGCUGCACCAAGGCCUACGAGGCGACGAUUCUCUUCGGCGCGGAGACCGAUACCUACGACCGGCUGGGCAAGAUCACCCGCCGUGCGCCAUACGAGCACGUCACACGCGAAGCGGUGGAGAAGGCACUCGAUCAAUUCCGCGGGAAGAUUAUGCAGAAGCCGCCGAUUUUCUCGGCGCUGAGGAUAGAUGGCAAGAAGCUCUACGAGUAUGCGCGCGAGGGCAAGGUGCCGGAUGUGGAGAUCAAAGCGCGCCCGGUGGAGACGCUGGAUAUUAAGAUCAUGGAGUGGUAUGAGCCUGGGACGCAUGAUUACAAGUGGCCUGAGGAGGAGAUGGUCGGGAAGGAGAGGGCUGCGGCAGAGCAGCUCAUUGACCGGGUUGAUGCGUUGCCCGCGACAGCAGAGGGUGAGACGACUUCCGAUGCGUCGGCCACGAAACGAAAGUCAUCGCCUCCCAACGAGGAGUCUACCGACGCCAAAAAGGUGAAAGUGUCAGAGACCGAAGCAGCAGACGCACCCAAGGAUCCCGAGCCUGCAACCGGUGAGACGACUUCUGCGCAGUCCGAGCAGUCCCGGCCGCAGCCUGCAGCGGUCAAGAUCUCCAUGACCGUCACCUCGGGCUUCUAUGUCCGCUCCCUGGCUCAUGACCUGGGCAAAGCGGUGGGCAGCUGCGCCCUGAUGAGCGAGCUUGUGCGGACGCGCCAGGGCGACUACGAGCUGGCACCCGAGAAGACACUGGAAUACAAGGAUUUCGAGGCCGGCGAGGAGGUUUGGGGCCCAAAAGUGCAAGGGUUCCUGGAGAAGUGGAACCGGAAUCGGUUGGACAAGUUGGAGGCCGAGAAAUAA